This is a messenger RNA of Cucumis melo (muskmelon), 489 nucleotides long. RefSeq names its product vegetative cell wall protein gp1-like. The transcript has a single exon. The record is from RefSeq and is a predicted model, not a curated record. The coding region runs from base 1 to 489 and encodes 162 amino acids. Lineage: Eukaryota; Viridiplantae; Streptophyta; Magnoliopsida; Cucurbitales; Cucurbitaceae.
AUGGGAUUCUCCGGGGUUCGAUUCGUUGUGAUUUUUGCUUUGUUGACGAGGUUAUGUAUGGCUCAGGCGCCUGUGCCGGCACCGGGUUCUCCACAGCCUCUAACUCCUCCAUCAGCCACACCGGCGCCUUCUCCGGUCGUUCUCCCUCCAUCUCCAACUCCAACACCAAACAGAGCACCAUCGCCUUCACCGACUCCGGUAUCGCCUUCACCCGCUCCGGAUGCUCCGUCACCCGCACCAGUGGUACCUGCUCCAGCUCCGGCGCCUAUUGCUCCUACCCCAACUCCAAUCUCUACUCCUACUCCUUCCGGUGGUCCUGUUGUUCCACCCAUUGCUUCUCCUCCUUCACCCACCGGAAUCGAGGUGCCUUCACCAGCACCCCAAGGCCCGCCGGCCGAUAACCCAGCUGGAGCGGCGUCGCACAUCGGCGGAGCAGCGACGUUGGGGAUCGCUUUGGCUGGUACUCUGUUUGCAGUGAUUUUAUCGUAG